Myxocyprinus asiaticus (Chinese sucker) is the source of this 1841-nucleotide messenger RNA. RefSeq names its product complement C1q tumor necrosis factor-related protein 6-like. The coding region runs from base 94 to 819 and encodes 241 amino acids. The record is from RefSeq and is a predicted model, not a curated record. Gene Ontology annotation, molecular function: protein binding. The transcript has 3 exons. NCBI's taxonomy places the organism in Eukaryota, Metazoa, Chordata, Actinopteri, Cypriniformes, Catostomidae.
GGAAUUUUGCUUUUCUCUUUCUCUACCCUUCUCUCCUUAGCUCACUGACCCAACUGCAGCUGCAAACCCAGCAUCAAGAACUACUGUUCCACCAUGUUUGGGUCCCUCUUGCCUACCUGUUUACUUCUUCACCUGGCAGUCUCUAUACCUCAGCCACCCUGCCGUCGAUGCUGUGACAGCAUCCAACGACUAGAUGAUGCUGGAACCCUUACAGAAAGCAUGCCUGCAAUGCCUGAAGUCCGCACAUACAUCAACAUGACCAUUCUCAAAGGGGACAAGGGUGACCGUGGAGAAAGAGGAACUCCUGGAAAGCCUGGGCUCGAGGGUUCUCUGGGACCACAAGGGGAUGAGGGUCCCAAAGGAGCUAAGGGACAAGCUGGACCUCCAGGUGACGCCUGCAAGUCCCAGCAUUCUGCUUUCUCUGUGGGCCGACGGAAGUCUCUUCACAGCGUUGACAACUAUCAGGCGUUGAUUUUUGACACCAUCUUCGUAAACUCCCCCGAACACUUCGACAUGUUUUCCGGGAAGUACCGUUGCCACAUACCGGGCAUUUACUACUUCAAUGUAAACAUCCACACAUGGAACUUUAAGGAGACGUACCUGCACAUCAUGCACAAUGACAGCGAGAAGGCGAUCAUUUAUGCUCAGCCGAGUGACCGCUCCAUCAUGCAGAGUCAGAGCGUGAUGUUGUCUCUGCAGGAGGGCGAUGAGGUUUGGGUCCGCCUCUACAAACGCGAGCGCGAGAACGCCAUAUAUAGCGACAAUGUGGAUAUUUACAUUACCUUUAAUGGAUACCUCAUCAAACCAGAAACUGAGUGAGAAACAUUGGCAGAAAGGAGGGAAAGGGAUGAUUUACUGACGUAAGAUUUGAAAACAGGCCAAAUAAUGCUUUAGCAGUUGGGCGACUUUUACUACAGACAAGAAGACUCUGAACAACUGAACACAAAACAAAAUAAUAAGCCAUAAAGGGAAUUAAAGGUGAAGUGUAUAAUUUCUGUACCACUAGUGUCACUGAAUGGAAUUGCAAGCAUAAUUACUGUUUUCAAAAAAGUCCCCUAAACACCCUCCACCCCACCAAUAUUGCCGUGUCGAGCUGAUUUGGGAUGCUCAAACAAACCAUGCCACCACAGUGUUUAGACGAGAGAGAGAAAAAAAAAAGUAUUAGUUGUAGAGCAAUGUCUAGAAUAAUUUUACUCUCAGUAUCUCAAUCUGGACAUAGAAAUAUUAAUUAAAAUCAACCAUGUGUCUGUUUUUAAUCAGUUGAGAGUUUGUUGGCAUAGCUGCAGGCCCUGAUCAAAAAAUACUUGCAGUGUGUGUGCUGUCUGGUUCUGUUUAUUGGGCAGAGGGGGGCUUUUUAUGUAUGUGGCUUUCCUUUUUCAGUAGCAAGAAUCCACUUGAGAGAGACUUAGAUGAUAGAAAUACAUAGAGAGAGGGAGUGAUAGCAAGAUUAAAUAUUUUCAAACCACAGGAGACUUAAAAUAUUCUUGAUUUAAAAAAAAUCUUUGAGUAAAGGAGACAUUUCAUUUUGUGUCUUAAUCUGUCUGUGCCACAGAAUCCGACUCUCAGGAAUUUAAAGAUUCCGAGACGAUAAUGCACAGAGUAAAAAUAAAAAUCUAACAGUAAACCUCGCUAAACAUCUGGUUGUUGCCAAAGAAUUCAGGUGCUAGAAGUUAAAUGUUUGUAUUUUCAACACAUUUUAACAGGUGCUAAAAAGGUACAUACUUGACUGAAAUAAGGUGUGGGAAUAUUUGUGUUUUCAAUUGAUGUACUUGAUGGAAUGUCUAGCAAACAGUAUUUUCACUGUUUCACAUAUUAAAUGGCACAAUAAAAGAUUAAUUCAA